This is a messenger RNA of Andrographis paniculata, 1298 nucleotides long. RefSeq names its product truncated transcription factor CAULIFLOWER A-like. Gene Ontology annotation, molecular function: DNA-binding transcription factor activity, RNA polymerase II-specific; protein dimerization activity; RNA polymerase II cis-regulatory region sequence-specific DNA binding. Lineage: Eukaryota; Viridiplantae; Streptophyta; Magnoliopsida; Lamiales; Acanthaceae. The transcript has 8 exons. Gene Ontology annotation, biological process: positive regulation of transcription by RNA polymerase II. The record is from RefSeq and is a predicted model, not a curated record. Bases 176 to 910 code for a protein of 244 amino acids. Gene Ontology annotation, cellular component: nucleus.
UUUUGUGUGUAUCUAUAUGUAUAUGUAUAUAUAUAACACAAAGGUGGUCGGCUUAUUCCUGUUCCUGUUCCUGUUUGAUUAGAUCUGUUCUCCAGAUCACUUGAGUAAUUAAUUGGUGUAGUUUAGUGUUGUCUUGUUUCUUAAGGCAGGGCAGGUGGAUGUGAAUUACAAGUGGAUGUGCAGGAGCAGGAGCAGGAGCAGAUCAUAUCUAUCCAUUCCAAUGGGGAGAGGGAAAGUGGAGCUGAAGAGGAUAGAGAACCCGACCAACAGGCAGGUGACAUUCUCCAAGAGAAGGAAUGGGUUGCUCAAGAAAGCCUUCGAGCUCUCCGUCCUCUGCGAUGCUGAGGUCGCCAUCCUCAUCUUCUCCCCCUCCGGCAAGCACUACCAGUUCUCCAGCCACCACAUGAACAGAACUAUUACCAGAUACAAAAUUCAACUCGGGAUCAACAAGCCUCCUCCUCCUCCCCCUGCAGAUAAUAUUAAUGAUUAUCAUCACCACCAAUCUGCUUAUGCUUCUGCUUCUAAUUCUGCUCCUGCACCCAUUACUGCCUUUGAGGCUUGGCGAAAUGAAAUUGAGGAGUUGAGAAUACAGGUGGAGGCACUAGAAGCAAAAGACAGGCAUUUAGCUGGGGAAAAUCUAAGCGGGUUAGGGAUGAAAGAGCUGAAGCAAUUGGAGCGCCAACUACGAGUCGGGGUUGACCGCAUUCGAUCUAAGAAAAGAAGCAUUCUCACUGACCACAUAAAUUAUCUCAAGAGGACGCAUAAAGAGCUCCAAGAAGAGAACAACUGUCUCCAGAAGAAGUUACACGGGCUUGAAGAGGGCGGCAACACAAACUUAGCCACAUUGGUAGAAUCUUCGUCAGUUGAAAUUACCUGCAGCAGGGUAGGGUUUUCCCAAGCUGCAGUAUGAGCUGGGAGCAGAGAAUUGAAGACUGCCAUGCAACCUGAAUAAGCCAGCCAGCCAGCCAGCCAGCCCGCCCUAUCGAGCUAGCUAAUGUAUGAAGGUGGCGGCAACUUAAGUUGGUUGUGGACACAAACUGUACUGACUUCCAACCGUUUAAUUUAAUUUGAUCUUAUAUAUACUAUUAAUUAGCACGUAUUGUUACUUUCUGUUUGAUAUAUAUAUAUAUAUAUAUAUAUAUGUGCCAAUUGAACUCAACUUCGAAUGUGUGUAGUGUAGUGUAGCACUGUAGCUAUUAUAGGUUCAUUUACGUACUGUUAGAAAUUAACCUGUACUAAAUACGUGCUCAUUCUCAUGGAACUGUCUUGAACCAUAUAACAUAAUUUAUUUAUCUACU